Dictyostelium discoideum AX4 is the source of this 2136-nucleotide messenger RNA. RefSeq lists its product as hypothetical. The transcript has a single exon. Gene Ontology annotation, biological process: regulation of transcription by RNA polymerase II. Bases 1 to 2136 code for a protein of 711 amino acids. Lineage: Eukaryota; Evosea; Eumycetozoa; Dictyosteliales; Dictyosteliaceae. Gene Ontology annotation, cellular component: nucleus. The record is from RefSeq and is a predicted model, not a curated record.
AUGACUGCUAUAUUCCCAAAUUCAAAUAUCCCAUUUUAUUAUUGGGCUAGCACCAAUGCACAACCACAACAACCACAACAAUCAAUACAACAACAACAACAACAACAACAACAACAACAACAACAACAACAACAACAACAACAACAACAACAACAUCACCACCAUCAAAAUAUUCCUCCUACACCACAACCAAUUUUUUCACCACAAUUAAUAAAUAAAAAUUUCGGAUGCUAUGGAACAUCGAAUCAAAUCCCAAUGAUUCCACAAGCAUUAUUCCCACAACAAACAUUUAAUUACUCUGGAUUACCAUUAUGUCCAUCACCACCAAACUAUAAUAAUUAUCAUACAAUCACAAAUUCACCACCACAUCAAAUUCAUUCACCACAAUUAACUAUAGAUCAACAUUCACCACCAACUUGUGUUAGUGGUGAAUUAUCACCAACUCCAUUAUCUUCUUCAACUGGUUUCUCAAAUAAUAAUAAUAAUAAUAACAAUAAUAAUAAUAAUAAUAAUAAUAGUAAUAGUAAUAAUAAUAUUAAUAAUAAUAAUAAUAAUAAUAUAAAAAGAUCAUAUUCUGCAAUGAUGGAAGAAAAUAAUUAUCCAAACAAUAAUAAUAAUAAUAAUAAUAAUAAUAAUAAUAAUAAUAAUAAUAAUAAUAAUAAUAAUAAUAAUAAUAAUAAUAAUAAUAAUAAUAUAAUAAAUAAUAAUAUAAAUAGUAGUGGUAGUAUAAGUAGUUAUAGUAAUAAUAGUUGUAUUGAAGAUGAUUACUCAUCCGAUAAACAUUGCUCAGAUAAAGAAUCCUCAAAUGAUUGUGACGACGACGCCGAUAGUUAUUUCGAGGAAUAUGAGGACGACCAAGAAGCAAUAAGAGUAUCUAUUACACCAUUUGUCAAUUUAAUUUGUAAAACACCUGGUAUCACUAUACCAAUUAUAAAAAUAUUUUCUGAAUGUUCAAAAGAAGAAAUUACUGUAAAACAAAUGUUAUUAAAAGUAAGUUUAUUUUUAAAAAUAAUAAUAAAAAUUAAAAUUAAAAUUAAAAUUAAAAUUCUAAUUUUUUAUUUUUUAUUUUUUAAAAAGAUAAAAAAUUUAUGUUUAGAAUUUAAUUUAGAUAAUUCAAUUCAUAAUACAUUAAUUCAUUCAUUAGUUAAAAUUGAUGGCGAUAUUAAAAUGGUUAAAUAUUUAAUUGAUAAUGGUAUCUCUGAACAAGAAUUAGAAUUUACUAAAGAUAUUUUAUUAACAUCAAACUCUCAAGAGAUUAUAAAGAAAAAGAGAGAAAGAAAGAGAGAGAGUAUUAGUAGGGGUAUAAGAUCACCACCAAAUAAAUGGACAAAGGAAGAGAGUCAAAAUCUAAUUAAAUUAGUAACAGAGAAUGGUGAUAAACAAUGGAAAAAGAUAGCUACCAAAUUGGGUGGUGGUAAAACUGGUGCUCAAUGCGCUCAACAUUGGAAACGUGUUCUCUCGCCAGAGAUUAAAAAAGGCUCUUGGGACGAAGCUGAAGAGGAGCUCUUGUUUCAAUUGGUUGAUAAACAUGGUCAAAGUUGGAAAAAUGUUGCAAUUGAAAUUAAAACUCGUACAGAUAUUCAAUGUCGUUAUCAAUACUUUAAAGCCAUAAUGUCAAGACAAACUGAAUGGAAUCAAUUGGAAGAUGAUAUCUUGACUAAAAAAAUUAAAUUAAUGACCCAAAAUAAUGAAAAAAUCUCUUUUCAACAAGUUUCUAAACAUUUAGCAAGAGCUAAAACUACCAAAAUUCCAAGAACUGCUUUAGAAUGCAAAUCAAGAUGGUCACAAUUAAAUUCAACAAAUGUUAAUAAUAAUAAUAAUAAUAAUAAUAAUUCAAUAACGACAUCAUCAUCAAAUACAAAUCAACAACAACAAUCGACAAUGGUAACACCAACUUCUUCUCCUUUAUCAUCUCCAAUUCCAAUGUCAACUCCAAUAAUUAAUAAUUCAAUGCCACAACAACAAGUUCAACAAAUUCAACAACAACAAAUUUCAAUCCAACCAUAUCCUCAAUCAUUUAUUCAAGAAACUCAAGGAUUUUAUAGAGGUAACGAUCAAAUGCAAUACCAUAUUCAAAAUCAAACAAUUCCACAAUAUCAUCACCAACAUAAUAACAAUCCACUUUUAAUGCUGUAA